Lepidothrix coronata (blue-crowned manakin) is the source of this 4291-nucleotide messenger RNA. Its product is annotated as histone-lysine N-methyltransferase SETDB2-like. Lineage: Eukaryota; Metazoa; Chordata; Aves; Passeriformes; Pipridae. The transcript has 24 exons. The record is from RefSeq and is a predicted model, not a curated record. The coding region runs from base 217 to 3303 and encodes 1028 amino acids. Gene Ontology annotation, molecular function: protein binding; histone H3K9 methyltransferase activity; DNA binding. Gene Ontology annotation, biological process: negative regulation of gene expression; heterochromatin organization. Gene Ontology annotation, cellular component: nucleus.
CGGGGGGCCGCGGCGAGGCCCUGAAGGCUGCGGGACUGACCCGGGCCCCGACCCCUGACCGCAGGCUUACCCCAUGCCAGCUCCCUGUCCGACAGGCAUCUCUCUGCCCGCGGCCGUGCCGGAGCGCAGCGAGACCCACGCGGCGCGCCCCGACUUGAGCUGGGCUUGGCACUGCCCCGGCGCCAGUGACAGCGCUCCGAGCGGCCUCCCCGGAGGAUGGAAGAGAAAAGAAUGCUGCCCGACUUCUUUGAAGAGGAGAACCUUACCAGUUCCAGGGAGGAGAGCAUUAAAGGUGAUUUGAAAACGUUUUGGACACAAUUGGGAAGUAGAAGAGUGGAUGUCAUAUUUGAGCAGGUGCAAAAUGUGCUGCUGUUGCUAAAGGAAAAGAUCAAGAAUGGAACUGCCACAAACCAAGAAUGCUGGCAGGCUUGGGCACUGGUGAAUGAAGCUAAUCUAAGUGAUCUCUUAACUUUGACAAACGUAAGCGAUGGGUUUGAUGGAGAUGGAGUACAGGAAACCGAACCCAAAUUGCAGCAUCUUCUUGCAGAUGACAACACUGCAAAUGCUGUAGAAGGUUCUGACAGUAACAGGAAAGAGGAGAUGGAAAGAACGUGGUCCGGGACUAAAAAAGCAUCUAGCGAAAUUCAACACUUACCUUUAAACCUACAGUAUCAGAACCACAAGUGCUCUAGUGCAUGUCUUGCCAAGAGAGCAGCGGGCUUCUACAAGGGUGAAAACCCUCUGAAGAUGCCAAUGCUGUUUCACUUUCAAAGACGGCACGCAAAAGCAGACUGCCUUUCGAAAUCACUGGAUGUGAAUUACAAAGCUCCUUGCGGUCGGAGUCUGAGAAGUUUUCGAGAUGUGCGAAAUUAUUUGUUUGAAACAAAGUGCAAUUUCUUAUUUGUUGAUCACUUUUCCUUCAACACAUAUGUACUGUUGGGCAGGAACACCAUGAAUCCCGAACCCCUUGUGUUUGACUUUGAUAUUAGCAACGGAGCCGAGUCUGUGCCCAUCUCCUUCUGUAACAAUCUUGACCGCGCAAGGUUACCUUAUUUCAAAUAUCGGAAGUCAUCGUGGCCACGUGGAUAUUAUCUCAACAACUUCUCCAGCCUGUUUGUGGAUUCAUGUGACUGCACAGAUGGCUGCAUUGAUAGGUCAAAAUGUGCAUGCCUACAGCUAACUGCAAGAGGCUGUAGUAAAACUUCUCUAUCUUCAGGUAGUAAAAGAUGCCGUGGAUACCGUUACAAAAGACUGGAGGGACCUGUUCCUAGUGGAAUUUACGAGUGCAGUGUGUUAUGCAGGUGUGACAAGUUGAUGUGUCAGAACAGAGUUGUACAGCACGGCAUUCAAGUCAGGUUGCAAGUGUUCAACACUGAAAAGAAAGGCUGGGGUGUCCGCUGCCUGGAUGAUAUCGACAAGGGGACCUUUGUUUGUACCUACUCAGGCAGAUUAAUGAGCAGAGCUGAAGUAUUGGGAGAUGCUGGUCAAGAGCUGAAAGAAAGGAGUGCUCUGAAUGACAGAAACCAUGGGUUUUUUUCCAAAAAAAGAAAACUUGACACUGAUUGUUCAAAUUCAGUCAUUGAACUAGUGCAGACUGGUAAACAUGACAUUCUUGAGAAUAAGGAAUCUUUGUCUCAAACUGUGGAUAGUGAAAAUAAAUCAACCCUGGUUCAUCCAGAGAACUCGAGUAUUGCAACCACAAGGCCUGGAAGAACAGGGUUUUUUCACAAUCACCAGCUAAAAAUGGUGCACAGUGCCAGCUCAGAUGAAGAUAAUAGUUCUCAGAUUCAUCAGUCAAGCAAAACAAAAGUAAACAGUGGAACAAAGAAAGGAAAAGAAAAAUCCACCGAGGAGCAGAAGGAAGACCAUCCGAUGGAAAUUGGACAGACUGAGUCUGUUGGUGUGGACAGUGCGAGAUGCAAAAGAAAGAGUCUCUCACUGCAGGGUGUUGAUUGGGGCAAGUCAGGUGUGCUGGAUGACACGUGUGUUGCGAGGCCAUCCAAUAAUAUACCCCUAAAAGCUGACUGCAAAGAGGAAAAUAGCAGGCAGUCAAGUCAAGAUGCAUUUUGUGAGGAGGCUGAUGGAGAUGGGAUGCUUCCGAAGAAUGCUAGUGAAGAAAAUAUUUAUGUACUGGAUGCCACAAAAGAAGGAAAUGUGGGUCGUUUUCUAAAUCACAGCUGCUGCCCAAAUCUCUUUGCACAAAGCGUGUUUGUAGAGACUCACAACAGAAGUUUUCCAUGGGUGGCAUUCUUCACAAACAGACAUGUGAAAGCUGGAACCGAACUCACGUGGGAUUAUGGCUAUGAAGCUGGAAGCAUGCCAGAGACAGAAAUUUCCUGUCAGUGUGGAGUUCAGAAGUGCAGGAAAAAAAUCUUAUUUCUUCCUGCUCUAGGUGCUUUCUGGAUAAUGGCGAAGAUGGUGAGAAGAACAUGUGCCUUUUGUUCAGAAGGGGCGGCUGGUUCUGUAAUGUAUGUUGCCAAAGAGAGCGAUAUUGCAGCUCAUCAGGAUUGUCUGUUAUUUUCCUCAGGAUUUGUGGAAUCUGAAGAGUAUAACGCAGAAAAUCUGGAUAUAAGGUUUGAUGUGGCAUCAGUGUUGAAAGAGCUCAGGAGAGGAAAGCGGCUGGUGUGCAACUUCUGCCGCAAGAAAGGAGCCACUGUGGGCUGUGAGGAGAGAACCUGCCGCAGGAGCUACCACUACUACUGCGCGCUCUGCGACGACGCAGCCAUAGAAACCGACCAAGUGAAGGGAGUCUACCGAGUGUUCUGCCCAAAACAUGACCCAAGCAAUAGGACCAGUCACUAUGGUGCAGCUAAUAAGAAGAGAAGAUAUACAUUGUCAUCUCCUGCCAUCACAGAAGAAAUGAAAACAGAAGAGAAAGCAGAAGAAAACCAUUUCCAAACACUAAAAAGAAAAAACAACAGGCAUAAAGUCCAGAUAGACCUUGUAAGGAAAUGCAAACAGGCUGGGCUUCUAGAUGACAUAUUUGAAGAAAUGCUGGACACACUUCACCUGGCACAGGAAAAACUAAUGGAUGACAACACUUCAGAAACAGAAUAUGAAGAGACAGUAAUGGCACUGUUUGACUGUGGACUGUUUGAAAAUAUACUGACAAAUAUUCAUUCAGGAAAAUGGAAGCAACAGAGAGAAGCAGAAAUGCAGUCAGGCAGAGCUUUGCAAAUAAGGAACAGAAGAAAAAAUACAAGAACUUCUAGAAAACAGAAAAAGACUGGAUCACAAGAUAGAGCUACUGCAGGACUUAAAAGAAGUCCUUCCUACCCCAGAGAGCACAGCCAGUACAUCUAGUAUGCUGUCUGAAUAACGCUUCAGUCUGUCUGUAAUCAUGUCAAUAUUUAGGAUUUUCUAAUGAUAGAAACCCUAGAGCACAUCUGGUUCAUGUCUAAGUAAGUUCCCGCUCCCAAGACAGGGACAUAAACAAGAACUGGGUCACAUACUCAUUUUUAUACCUCAGUGAUGCAAUAAUUUUAAGUUCUUAAAAUUUUCAAAUCAUCUUCAAACCUUACUGUGUAGUACUUCAGUGUUAUACGCUAAGUUUAGCUUUUUUACACCCUCCAGUGAAGACUUUUUGCUCCAAGACAAGGGAACACCAGAUGCAACAGAACACUUGUUAAAAAGUUACUUUAACUGUGGAGCCCUCUCCUGACUGUGCCAUAGCUGCUUCACUGUCUGUGUCUAGACAGUGAUGUUUUCAGGAUCAUAUUGGUGCUUUGGCUUUCCAAAGAAGAUAAAUGAGCAGAACUUGCACUUAAGGAAGCCUUUUGAAUGUUGAACAGGACUUGAAUUAAAAAAAACAAGUUAUUCUUGUGUGACUGGUCAACGUGUAACUAGUUCUGCUGUAACGGCAGUGGCAAUACAGUGUUUACAGGCAGACCAAAAACAGUUGGGCAUUAUCCUCAGAAUAUGUACAAUGUCAAAGGGAUCAAACACCGGUCUGCGUCUUCCUUUCUCCAUUACGAAAGGAUCCAACUUCCCUGUGUUUUGCCUUUAAAAAGUUGUUUGAAUACAGAAAAGCAUUGUUUGUCUACAAAAGGUGAAGUUCACAAAAUAAAACAUUUUUUAAAAAAGCUGUGUAUGGAGUUGUGCUCACUGCCCCCCCUGCUGCAUAGGAUGUGACCAAGGAGGAGAACAGUGUCAGGCCCUGCUGUAACCACCCCAUGCCUCAGGAGGAAGCAGAGCAGCAGCAGUGUUCCACUGCCCUCAUGGUUUCAUGAGAAGUGUAACAUCCUGUUACAACAGCUGUACUCUGCCCCUGACCAUUCAGAAUUCCUGACGG